Molecule: messenger RNA, 1862 nt
Organism: Oncorhynchus masou masou (cherry salmon)
Lineage: Eukaryota; Metazoa; Chordata; Actinopteri; Salmoniformes; Salmonidae
Product: titin-like
Exons: 1
Coding region: 183-1862 (559 amino acids)
Molecular function (GO): protein binding
Source: RefSeq, a predicted model, not a curated record
GAGCUGUUAAUGAGCUCGGUGUGGGUUUGCCAGCAGAAACACCAGAACCAAUCAAGGUAUCCCAAGCUCCUUUGCCUCCUGGUAAAGUCACUGUUGUAGAUGUUACUCACGACAGUGUGAGUCUGUCAUGGGAAAAGCCUGACGAUGACGGUGGUAGCAGAAUCAAGUGCUACGUAGUGGAAAUGCAAACCAAGAGCGAUGACAAAUGGACUGUGUGUACUGAGAUACGGGGAUCGAGAUCAACUAUUGAUGGACUCUUAACAGGUGAGGAAUAUUCAUUUAGGAUUAGUGCAGUCAAUGAAACAGGCCAGAGUGAACCUAAGCUACUGGCAGAGGCUGUCGUAGUAAACAACGACACAACGGAACCCAUAAUAGAUCUGAUGUGUAACACAUACAGUGUCAAGGCAGGAGACGACCUGAAGAUCGAUGUUCCAUUUAGAGGCAGACCUGAACCUGAGGUUACAUGGAACAAAGAUGGUGUUGAAUUGAAGGAGACGACCAGGGUUAGCGUUCUAACAUCUAAUAACGCAUCACUAAUCACUAUCAGAAACACAACCAGGGAGGAAUCGGGGAACUAUGAGAUCACCUUAACCAACACGGUUGGUAGAAAAUCAGCCAUAAUAGCUGUUGUCAUCUUGGAUAAACCUGGCCCACCUGGUGCAAUCAAGGUAGAUGAGGUCAACGCUGACUAUAUUUCACUGUCUUGGGAUCCCCCACUCUACGAUGGUGGAUGUCCAAUCAGCAACUACGUAGUAGAGAAGAGGGAUACUACCACUACAACAUGGAAGACUGUUUCAUCCACAGUUGCCAGAACGUCUAUUAAGGUUCCUCGUUUGACACAAGGCACUGAAUAUCAGUUCCGAAUUGCAGCUGAAAACCGUUACGGCAUGAGCCAUGCUGUGGAGUCCGCUUCAGUUGUUGCACAGUACCCCUUCGAGACACCUGGCCCUCCCACUACCCUCCGUGUUGCCCAGGCUACAAAGUCCUUCAUGUUGGUUACAUGGAAUGAACCAGCCAGUGACGGUGGUAGUCCAAUCAUCGGUUAUCACCUGGAAAUGAAGGACUAUAGCAGUAUUCGCUGGACAAAAACUAACAGAGGACGUCUCAUUGCUGAAACAGAAUUUAAAGUGAAUGGCGUUGAAGAAAGCUUGCAGUAUGAAUUCCGUGUUGCUGCUGAGAAUAUUGCUGGUGUUGGACCAUACAGCAAAGCCACUGAGCCUAUAGCUGCAAGAGACCCAUGUGAUCCUCCUGCUAACCUUACAGUCACAGACAUCACAAGAUCUUCCAUUUCUCUUACUUGGUCCAAGCCAGAGAAUGAUGGUGGAGCCAAGGUGACUGGCUACAUUGUUGAACGCAGGGAGCUUCCAGAUGGUUGUUGGCUGAAGUGCAAUUUCACCAAUCUCCAGGAAACUUGCUAUGACAUUGAAGGCCUUACGGAGGACAUUCAAUAUGACUUCCGUGUUAUUGCAAAGAACUCUGCUGGAGUACUCAGUGAGCCAUCGCAAUGCACAGCUGCCGUCACAGUCAAGGAUAACGUUGUUCUACCUCGCAUUGUCUUGGAUAACAAGUAUAAGAAAUUAGUCGUUGUCAAAGCCGGAGAUGUUCUGAGAAUCGAUGCAGAUAUUUCUGGGCGCCCACGUCCAGUCAUUUCCUGGUCAAAAGAUGGUGAAAGGAUUGAGAUCAAGGCAAGAAUAGAGAUCACUUCAACACACACUACCACCACAUUACUAGUCAGAGACACUAUCCGAAGAGACUCGGGUCAGUACACUGUAACAGUGCAGAACAUUGCUGGUACAAGGUCCCUGUCUGUAAACUGUAGGUUCUUGACCGCCCUGGACCGUCCUCUGGGCCAUUGGAUGUGA